AUGAUCCACAGGUCGCUCUUUAGGAGGGUUGCUCGAAGGAGUUUGAGGAAAAGGAUAGUUGGGUGUGGCUUUACGACGUUUAUGUUCGACCUUGGAAUGAGUUGGCCGAACGACGAUGAUGGAGAAGAGCCAGUUGGUUCUUCAGGAGUCCGCCUCCCAACUUCCUCCCUAUACUCCACUCAAGUUUGUAGAUCCUCCACAGGAUACGGGGUUUCAGAUCCUGACGGAGACCUCGGGUCAGACUCUUGGGAGGAGGCCAGGGACUUAUUGUUGAGGGAUAGGGAAUGCCCGGUGGCGGGAACCUCGACCUCGUUCAUCGUCGCAGUCAAACGAGGUGACUGCUUUGAUACCAACGGUGGCCGGCAUUCCAAUCCCGCAUUUUGGUCCCUCGUCGACCUCCGAGCCGUCCAACCAAAGCAUGGCCACAAGAUCUUUGCCCCUGUCGACAAUGUCCAGACCUUCGAGCCGCAUUUGCCAAAUGACCAAGUAGAUUUUGAAACAUCGUUUGAUUAG
Messenger RNA from Prunus armeniaca (apricot), 513 nucleotides. Lineage: Eukaryota; Viridiplantae; Streptophyta; Magnoliopsida; Rosales; Rosaceae. The record is from the annotation of a GenBank genome assembly.